UGCGCGCGCAGCCGUACGGCGGAGCUGCGCAGGGCCCUUUGGGCGCAAGCGUGCUGUGCCUACGCUUGCGCAGUGCGGCCGGUCCGCCCGACAGGGUGACCCCGUUAGCGGACGGAGCUGCGAUGUUGACCAGGUUCCUGGGCCCGCGCUACCGGGAGCUGGCCAAGAACUGGACCCCGACGGCCACCAUGUGGGGUGCUGUGGGCACCGUGGGACUGGUGUGGGCCACCGACUGGCGGCUGAUCUUGGACUGGGUACCUUACAUCAAUGGCAAGUUUAAGAAGGAUGAUUAGUCAGCUGCCCCUUGUGGAACCCUCUGGUGUCUGGUGGUCCCAGAUGCUCCCACCGCAGUGCCCCUGUGUGCAGAGAGCCCCGAGGACGGACACCAAGGACACCCACAGCACAGCCUGGGACUUUCUGUGCUGCUGAACAGUUUUGAUAUUUUAAUGCACAGAGCAUUAAACCUUUACUCUCAAACCUC
Heterocephalus glaber (naked mole-rat) is the source of this 481-nucleotide messenger RNA. It is a transcript of the gene Uqcr11, whose product is annotated as ubiquinol-cytochrome c reductase, complex III subunit XI. Gene Ontology annotation, cellular component: mitochondrial inner membrane. The record is from RefSeq and is a predicted model, not a curated record. Lineage: Eukaryota; Metazoa; Chordata; Mammalia; Rodentia; Bathyergidae. Gene Ontology annotation, biological process: mitochondrial electron transport, ubiquinol to cytochrome c.